AUGACUUAAGAUUUCAGGGCAGAUCAUCACAAUGAGAUUAAAGCCAUUAUGGAUGCAUAAAAGCAAAGAGAGAAGCAAAGUAUCUUCGCUAGAUUGUUUGAGAAAUCAGUUAAAUCACAGGAAAAGUAAAGAUAAAGGAACCUUCAAUAGAAUUAUUGCGACCCUCUUUAUAAAAGGCUGAUUCAGGAUAUGGUGGAAGAACAUUUAAACUAUAAAGGUGAAUUUAAAUCAACUGCUCUUGUUUUUUGUGAUAGCUCAUAAUAAGAAACGAAAGAGAUGGAGGAUUAUUUGACACAAAAAGAUGUCUUGGCAGAAAUGUUUGAGAUUAAUAGAAUGCUGCCAAGGGAAAUGAGUGAAUAUAUGAACUGUAUCUCUGAGAUGUAUCAAGUCAAAGAGCUUCCAGUUAUUAUUUAUUAAGGCGCUAAAGUAGAUAGUUUUGAGACAUUGAAAAAUUUAGUUUGA
This is a messenger RNA of Stylonychia lemnae, 462 nucleotides long. NCBI's taxonomy places the organism in Eukaryota, Ciliophora, Spirotrichea, Sporadotrichida, Oxytrichidae. The record is from the annotation of a GenBank genome assembly.